Messenger RNA from Macadamia integrifolia, 1148 nucleotides. RefSeq names its product FGGY carbohydrate kinase domain-containing protein-like. The record is from RefSeq and is a predicted model, not a curated record. The coding region runs from base 102 to 1148 and encodes 348 amino acids. Gene Ontology annotation, biological process: carbohydrate metabolic process. The transcript is spliced from 9 exons. Lineage: Eukaryota; Viridiplantae; Streptophyta; Magnoliopsida; Proteales; Proteaceae. Gene Ontology annotation, molecular function: kinase activity.
UAGUCUUCCGAAUUCUGAUAGUUCCCCUCCUUGACGAUUGCAAUUUGCACCUCUCCUGUCUCCACUCUACUCGCGGCUCCUCCUGUUCCAUCUCCCUCGAGAUGGCGUACACAACCUCACCUUCCCGCUCUGUUUUUCUCGGCGUUGACGUUGGCACUGGCAGUGCUCGCGCAGGUCUUUUUGAUGGAAAUGGAAAGCUUCUAGGUUUAGCUAGUAGCCCUAUACAAAUUUGGAAGGAUGGUGACUGUAUUGAGCAAUCCUCAACUGAUAUCUGGCAUGCAAUUUGUGCUGCGGUGAAAUCAGCAUGUGCCCUUGCAAAUGUUGCUGGUGAAGAAGUAACUAGUUUGGGAUUUGCUGCUACUUGUUCUCUGGUUGCUGUGGAUGCUGAUGGUUCUCCUGUUACGGUUUCUUGGAGUGGUGAUGCAAGGAAAAAUAUUAUAGUAUGGAUGGACCAUAGAGCUGUAAGGCAAGCUGAACGAAUUAAUUCUUCCAACUCACCAGUACUGCAGUAUUGUGGUGGGGCCCUUUCCCCUGAGAUGCAGCCUCCAAAGCUUUUAUGGGUCAAAGAAAAUUUGAAAGAAUCUUGGUCAAUGGCAUUUAGGUGGAUGGAUUUGAGUGAUUGGUUAUCAUACAGAGCAACUGGAGAUGAUACUCGGAGCCUAUGCACCACGGUGUGCAAAUGGACAUAUCUUGGUCAUGCUCACAUGCAACAAAUCAGUGAGAAAGUCUCUCGAGAUAUGAAAGCUUGUGGGUGGGAUGAUGACUUUUGGGAGGAGAUCGGCUUGGGUGACCUUGUAGAAGGGCAUCAUGCUAAGAUUGGGCGGAGUGUUGCAUUUCCUGGCCAUUCUUUGGGUUCUGGUCUUACUCCAGCUGCUGCAAAGGAGCUGGGGCUGGCAGUUGGAACUCCUGUAGGAACUUCAUUGAUUGAUGCUCAUGCUGGUGGUGUGGGGGUAAUAGAAAGUGUCCCUGCAUCAGAAUCUGAGUCUAAAGGAGAUGACAAAAACGCCAUAUGCCAUCGUAUGGUGUUAGUUUGUGGAACAUCCACUUGCCAUAUGGCUGUAUCCCAGAGCAAAAUUUUCAUUCCAGGGAUUUGGGGACCUUUCUGGUCAGGUAUAUUAUUCAUACUUUAUAGUCAUUGUUGCAGCUGA